AUGGAAUCCUGCAACACCACCACUUACACAAACAACAUCAACAAUAACAACAAUAACAACAACAACACCACCACCACCAACAACACCGACAUCACAAAACAAGGCCUGAACCGCGCAAUGGCUAUCCGCAAGCGAGCAUCUUCAGAUCCUAUGCCCUCUCCUCUCAGAUCACAAACCUUGGACUCGGUCACACCCCAACCGACAGCCAGACGGCGCGAGUCAACCGGUAAUGGCCAAGAAAACACACAAAAAACCACCACAAGCUUUUCGAAACCCCUCUGGAGGCAGACGCGGCAAGGACCCAGCCAGUGCAGGAUGCAGACCCGGGCAGUCAAGACGUUGCGCACCGGCUGCUCGCCGGCACGACAGGACAGGGUGGUCAAGAAGGAGCCGUCAAGGACUGCCAGGCUUCCCGAGUCGAUGCGGGUCGGGAGGGAAAAUUCCAUGUUUAAUUUGAAGGUUACCAGGUCGCCAUUGAGGAUUCCGCACUCCAUCGUGCUGGCCGACGACUCGGCUUCCUUUGUGAGGUUACUUUGGGCAAGAUCGCCGCUUGAGGCGAUGCCGGGUAUGAUGUCGGGGAGGUGUUGA
Pyricularia grisea is the source of this 588-nucleotide messenger RNA. RefSeq lists its product as uncharacterized. The coding region runs from base 1 to 588 and encodes 195 amino acids. The transcript has a single exon. NCBI's taxonomy places the organism in Eukaryota, Fungi, Ascomycota, Sordariomycetes, Magnaporthales, Pyriculariaceae. The record is from RefSeq and is a predicted model, not a curated record.